This is a messenger RNA of Vollenhovia emeryi, 877 nucleotides long. RefSeq names its product 40S ribosomal protein S19a-like. Gene Ontology annotation, biological process: translation; ribosomal small subunit assembly. Bases 171 to 635 code for a protein of 154 amino acids. NCBI's taxonomy places the organism in Eukaryota, Metazoa, Arthropoda, Insecta, Hymenoptera, Formicidae. The record is from RefSeq and is a predicted model, not a curated record. Gene Ontology annotation, molecular function: RNA binding; structural constituent of ribosome. The transcript is spliced from 3 exons. Gene Ontology annotation, cellular component: cytosolic small ribosomal subunit; ribosome.
GCCGGUGUGGCAGCUGCUCUCAGUUUUCUCUCUGGAUAAAGAGAACAGACACUCUCGGCCGCGAUUGUCAUUAAAGUGCGCAAAGUGCGUAACUGGUGCAGCAACGAGGAGCUGGUGCGACUCGAGCGAUUCCGAAUUAGCGAAGAAGAUACGAGAGUACGCGUAAAAUCAUGCCGUCCGUAACGUUAAAAGACGUGGACCAGCAGAAGUUCGUGAAGGCAUUCGCAGCCUUUCUCAAGAAAACCGGCAAGAUGCGCGUGCCAGAAUGGGUGGACAUCGUGAAGACUGCCAAAUUCAAGGAGCUGGCGCCCUACGACCCCGACUGGUACUACAUCAGGUGCGCGGCCCUGGUGCGCCACAUUUACAUCCGAAGUCCCAUCGGGGUCGGCGCGGUGACGAAGAUCUUCGGCGGACGCAAACGCAACGGCACUCAUCCCAGCCACUUCUGUCGCUCGGCGAGCGGUGUAGCGCGCAAAGCGCUGCAGAGCCUGGAGCAGCUCAAGCUCAUCGAGAAGGCGCCUCUCGGCGGACGUAAACUGACCAGUCAGGGUCGCAGGGACCUCGAUCGUAUCGCCGCGCAAGUAAAAGCUAAGAGCAAAAAGCAGCUCAAGCUUCAAGAGACGGUUGUAAUUUAAAAACUCUGUAAUAACAAAAAUGUAAAAUCUUAACUCUAUUCGUUAGAUAUACACGAGUGUAUAUAACUUUAUCGUUUUAACAAAAUUUAUUGAAUUAUAUUCAAGAAUUGGAAAUUCACGAUUCGGGCUUCGAGGAUACCUUCUACUUCACAUUAAAGCUAAAAGCAAAAAGCAGCUGAAGCUUCAAGAGACUGUUGUAAGUUAAAAACGUUUCUCUGUAAUAAAAAAAAUGUAAAUCUCAA